Ruditapes philippinarum (Manila clam) is the source of this 2069-nucleotide messenger RNA. RefSeq lists its product as uncharacterized. NCBI's taxonomy places the organism in Eukaryota, Metazoa, Mollusca, Bivalvia, Venerida, Veneridae. Gene Ontology annotation, molecular function: microtubule binding. The record is from RefSeq and is a predicted model, not a curated record. The transcript is spliced from 11 exons. Bases 16 to 1716 code for a protein of 566 amino acids.
GGUGUCUAUUUUUAGAUGCCGUCACACUUAGUAAGACGCCAUUUUAUUGUUGACGUCACUAACCAACAGUUGGGCGUCAGUAGCAACGUACAAACAAAAAGAUGGCGCCGUUAUAACUCCGGUCCUUUUAUCUGUUGUCAUUUUCUUCGCCUCCUCAUGAAGGAAACGGCGUUGGAAAUUGUAGGGAGGUGCAAACGAUGUUAUGGGGAAAGUCAGAAGGCCUACAAGCAGGAAAAGACCCAGCUUAUGGCGAAAAGAAAGACAGAGUAUCAAAUGGUUUUUAAAGAAUAUCUGUGGCAACCCAGAACUCAAAGUAUGAAACCUCCAGCGAGAAGAAUAUCCAAUGACAAAAACAGAUCUCAGACACAGAAGAAAACAAUCUACGGUACAGAUUUUGUUCAACACCAGUUGCCGAAGAAAAUAACCCCAAAGAAUUACAGGACGAAAAGAAGCAAGCAUCUGGCUCAAUUUGAAAUGAACACCGACUACCAAGAAUAUUACCCGAAGAAAUCAUUGAUCAGCAGUUUAUGCGGUGAAAAAGUUGAAUUCGCCAAAGUUACACACCCUUCAGAUAGCCCGCCUUUCCAGUCUGACACCAUCUAUAAUAAUGCAUAUCCUUCCUACGACGUUGCUACGAUGACUGAAAGAAAGCAAUCUCCUAUAAAAGGAAAAGAUAACAUAGAAAUUUCGACCAAUCAUAAACCACCCGUAGAGAAUGCAUAUCCUUCCUAUGACAUUGCUACGAUGACUGAAAGAAAGCAAUCUCCUAUAAAAGGAAAAGAUAACAUAGAAAUUUCGACCAAACAAAAUCCACCCGUAGAGCAGGAGGUGGAGCAACUUAUGCCCGUUAAAAAGUCAGUCAGGUUAUACACUGUGGAAGAGCAGGAGGAGUUUGAAAAGGGAUUCAAGUCUAUGUACACACAGAAAUUAGAAAAGAGCCCCCAGAGCAUGACGUUUGACGCAGUUUCAACUGUUAUGGCUGAUUUUACUAAACCAGAAGGCUUUGAAAGACCAGUAUCAUAUAAGCCACCUGUCCAAAGUCGCUAUAGUACUGAAAAGUUUGAUGACGAAACAAUAUCUAGUAUGGCGUAUAAACCAUUUCCGGUUAAGCCUUACGAACUUCCGAUCUGGGCUAAGAAACCAAAAUACAAACAGCCUGAAGGAGGCAUGUGCAUGAAUACUCUUUACAUGCAUGAAUUCCAGUCUCCAAAUGUAGUUAGGCCCCCAUCCCCUGCACAUCCACGCGUGAAACGAAAAAGAAAUGUUGUCAUCCUGAAAGACAUCGAUACAGUAAAGUGUGAGUCAUUAAGUACAUACAAACAGGACUUUCAGAAGUGGGCAGAUGUGAUACCUCGCGAGACAUAUCGGCUGAUAGAAUUUUACCAGCCCCCUAAAGAGAAGAUGAUGUUGGAAACCAACCAUAGAGCUGACUUCAAAGGAGAGAAAGUAGACAAAAUGAAACCAUGCCGUCUAAUAUCACAACACCGUGAACUAGAUACUCAAACUGAUAUGACGCUGAUAACCACUUACACAGAGACUUUCCAAGACCCUCGUCUAAAAAGAUCACGGACUCGCAGAUCGUUUUCGGCAAUGCAAAAGAAACCAACACUGGAAAAAAUACCCAGACCUGUCACGACCGGAGCUAUCCCAAAGCCUAAUUUAAGUUCCUAUCCGGUAUUAAGCAAACCAAUGUCUGUAAAUACCACCGCAAAUUAGCCGGGGUCAAGUUCGGAUCUCGUGGACAUUCUUUAGAUUGACAUUUGCGAUAAAUGCAAUAAGCAAAAGCCCGGAUGUGAUUGUGAUUUUUGAUAACGUCUUUUUUAUUGUUUAUACAUCAUUUUGAUAUCGCUAGCAUGUACUAUUUUUGAUAUGUAUGCCAUUUAUAAUACUUAAAGACAUGUUGUAAAGAUGUCUACCAUUUGUUCAGGUAAACAUUUAUAUUGAAAAUUUACGUAUUUAUUUACAUUGCUUUAAAUUUCUUAGUAUAUACACAAUUUACAUUUUUGACACCCAAAAACAUGUUUUAUACAUUUUUUGUACUAUUGUGCAACAUUAAAUACACAACUAUU